Molecule: messenger RNA, 2700 nt
Organism: Actinia tenebrosa (Australian red waratah sea anemone)
Lineage: Eukaryota; Metazoa; Cnidaria; Anthozoa; Actiniaria; Actiniidae
Biological process (GO): DNA recombination; DNA integration
Molecular function (GO): DNA binding
Source: RefSeq, a predicted model, not a curated record
AUGACCUGUACCAUACUUGAGAUCGUAACUGGCUAUCGUAUAGCCUUUGACUCAGAGCCUCAUCAAACAGUAGCUCCCUGCAUUCAUUUCUCCAAAGGAGAGGAACAAAUUAUAGACAAAGAGAUUGCUAAAUUGCGAGAUAAAAAUGUUAUUGUGGAAACUACUCACUGUGAAGAUGAGUUCAUAUCAACCAUAUUCACAAGACCCAAAAAGGAUGGAUCACACAGGCUGAUCCUAAAUCUAAAAAGACUCAAUGAACAUGUAACCUAUGAGCAUUUUAAAAUGGAGUCCUUACAAUCAGCUGCCCAACUCGUUAAACAAGGGUCAUGGAUGGCAGUUCUUGAUCUCAAGGAUGCGUACUAUUCAGUGCCUAUAGCAUUUGAACACAGAAAGUACCUCAGAUUUAAUUUUAAAAAUACAUUAUAUGAAUUUACAUGCUUACCUAAUGGGCUAUCUAGUGCCCCUAGGUCAUUCACUAAGCUUAUGAAACCAGUUUAUGCUACCCUUAGAGUUAAGGGCAACCAUUUAGUGGGAUAUAUCGAUGACAUUCUUUUGUUAGCUGAUACCCCUCAGGAACUUAAUAAUCAAACUAAAGAUGCARCUAACUUGCUUAGCUCAUUGGRCUUUACAGUCCAUGACAUCAAAUCAAUAAUUACACCAUCACAGCAAGUUAAAUUCCUGGGAUUCAUUAUUAACUCGACUACUAUGGAUAUAUCUAUGGUUCCUGAUAAAGUUGACAAGCUAAAACAAUCAUGUGCAAAACUAUUAAAACAUCAGGGACUUGUACCUAUAAGAGAAGUUGCCUCUGUAGUAGGCCUUAUGGUUGCCUCAUUCCCUGGAGUGUACUAUGGACCCCUAUUUUAUAGGUCCCUAGWGAAUGACAAAACAAAUGCACUAAAAUCACAUAAUUGGAAUCUAGAUAGUGAAAUGAGCAUCUCACCCGUUGCUAGGAAAGAUCUAGAAUGGUGGAUUAGGGAAUGUGACCUCUUCCCUUGCCCACUAGUCUUACAACCACCUGAGCUCACCCUAAAAACUGAUAGUUCACUCUCAGGCUGGGGUGGCAUAAUUGAAGGAACAGACUUAAUAGCACGGGGAAGAUGGUCACCAGAGGAAUCACUUAACCACAUUAAUUUUCUAGAGAUGAAAGCAGUGUUUUUAUGCCUUAAAUCUCUAUGUCAUCAUUUGCAUGACAAGGUUAUAAAAGUGCUAUGUGAUAAUACCACAGCAGUCGCAUACCUCCAGCAUAUGGGAGGCACUCAUUCCCCACAAUGUAAUGAAAUUACAAGGGAUAUUAUACUAUGGUGUAAAGAAAGAAGCUUAAAACUGUCUGUCUCCCACUUGCCUGGCUGUCUUAACACUGAGGCAGAUGAAGCCAGCCGGAAAAAUGACAGCAAUACUGAGUGGUCCCUUGACCUAGACUCUUUUCAAAACCUCACAAAAUGUUGGGGAAUGCCGGAGAUAGACAUGUUUGCUUCUAGACUUAACCAUAAAGUCCAAAAAUAUCCUUAUAGGGAAAGUUCUUCAGAAAAUACAGUUAGGCAAAGUAAUGGCAAUCUUGAUAAUUCCUCAUUGGACAACACAGUUCUGGUAUCCGAGGCUAUUGCAAAUGCUCCAAGCUCAACCAAUAAAGAUAACAAACAAACGAAAAACACUGAUGCUGCCUCACAGCCCAGAGGAGGUACAUCCACUUUACCCCAAACUGCAACUUCUUGGUUGUCUUGUAUCAGGUUAGCUCUUACAAAUCAAGGAGUAACAGGCGAACCUCUUGACAUUAUACUUCAAUCCUGGAGGACAGGGACUCGUAAGCAAUAUCAGACAUAUGUUGCAGCAUGGGUCAAGUUCUGCGAGGAGCAUAAUGUUCAUAGUUUUCAGCCCAGCCUUCAAAAUGUCCUUCAAUUUUUGUGUCAUUUAUCUAAAUCUAUGGGUUACAGUGCAGUAGGAACAGCUAGAAGUGCUUUAUCAAGCUUCAUCAAAAUUGAUGGGRUGAAGCUGGGCAGCCAUCCUGUUGUGUCCAGAUUUAUGUCAGGGUUGUUUAACCUCAAACCUGCAUUGCCACGAUAUAUUGCCACAUGGGAUCCACAGCAAGUGCUACUUCACUUGAAGAAAUUCCCUACAGCCAGAGAACUAUCUCUCAAACUGCUCACGCAUAAGCUAGUCAUGAUUAUGGUACUUAUAUCCGCUCAAAGAACACAAACACUCCAGUUACUGUCUUUAGAUAACAUGAAUGUACAGCCAAAUGAAAUYUCAUUCAAUAUAACUUCAUGCCUAAAACAGACCAGAAACACUGGGGGGAAAAACAGACACUUGACUCCCAUUGUCUUCAAGCGUUACACUUUAGAUGAAAAACUUUGUGUGCUUACUCUGUUGAAUGUUUACAUUGAAAGAACUGCUUCCCUUAGGAAGGAUUCUCGUCAACUGCUUAUUUGUCAUGCCAAGCCUCAUGGACCAGCAUCCAGAGACUCUAUCUCUAGGUGGAUUAAACAAACCAUGAAAGCAGCUGGAAUUGACACUAGCGUUUUUAAAAGUCAUAGUACUCGGUCAGCGUCAACUUCAGCAGCUAAAGCUGCAGAUGUUCCUAUUGAAGACAUAAUGACCACAGCUGGCUGGAGUUCAGAGUCAGUAUUUGCACGAUUCUAUGACAGACCAGUUGUAAAGCCAAAUAACUUUGCAGAAGCAGUGUUGGCUUCCUCGAACAAUUAA